Molecule: messenger RNA, 1484 nt
Organism: Nipponia nippon (crested ibis)
Lineage: Eukaryota; Metazoa; Chordata; Aves; Pelecaniformes; Threskiornithidae
Source: RefSeq, a predicted model, not a curated record
GCUUUGUUCUCAAAACGGAUCCAGACAAAAAUCAAGGACCUUCUGCAACAAAUGGAAGAAGGGCUGAAGACAGCAGAUCCACAUGACUGCUCUGCCUAUACUGGCUGGACUGGUAUUGCCCUCCUAUAUCUGCAACUGUACCGUGUCACGAAAAACCAGAGCCAUUUGCAGCGAUCUCUUGAUUAUGUGAAGAGAAUCCUUCGCAAUCUGAAUGGCAGAAGAGUUACUUUCCUCUGUGGUGAUGCAGGGCCACUGGCAGUGGGUGCAGUGGUUUAUCACAAGCUGAAAAAUGACAGUGAAUCUAAAGAAUGUAUUGCCAAGUUGUUGCAGCUCCAAAGGAUGGUCAUAAGCACAGAUGCUGAACUCCCAGAUGAGCUGCUUUAUGGCAGAGCAGGUUACCUAUAUGCCUUGCUGUACCUGAAUACUGAAAUCGGUCCGGACACUGUCCCACAGUCUGUUAUCAAAGAGGUAAUAGAUGCUAUUAUUGAAUCGGGGAAAAACUUUUCGAAGGAGGAGCGGAAAACAGACCGUUGUCCUCUGUUGUACCAGUGGCACAGGAAGCAAUACGUUGGAGCGGCCCAUGGAGUGGCUGGGAUCUAUUACAUGCUCAUGCAGCCAAUUGCAAAUGUGGACCAGGAGACCCUGACAGAGCUGGUGAAGCCAAGCGUUGACUACGUGCGUCAUAAAAAAUUCAGAUCUGGGAAUUACCCAUCAUCGCUGAGCAAUGAGACUGACAGACUGGUUCACUGGUGCCAUGGUGCCCCUGGAGUCAUCCACAUGCUUAUGCAAGCUUAUAAGACUUUUAAAGAGGAUAAAUACUUGAAAGAUGCUAUGGAUUGUAGCGAUGUCAUCUGGCAGAGAGGUUUAUUGAGAAAAGGAUAUGGGAUCUGCCAUGGUACUGCUGGCAAUGGCUACUCCUUCUUGUCUCUCUAUAACCUAACUCAGGACAAAAAGUACCUCUACCGAGCUUGCAAGUUUGCUGAAUGGUGUUUGGAGUACGGUGCACAUGGAUGUCGUAUUCCUGACCGACCUUAUUCUCUCUUUGAAGGCAUGGCUGGAGCUAUUCACUUCCUCUCAGAUAUUUCAGUACCGGAGACUUCCCAGUUUCCAGCAUUUGAACUUGGACCUCAAAGGAGGGAAAACAAAGUGCAACAGGACAGCUAAAAGAUCGUUUUGAAAGGAAACUGAUGCCAAAAGAGAUGAGACUGUUUAGUGCCUCUGAUACUGAACUAAUUCGAUCCUGAACCGAUGGAUGGAUAAACCCCUUUUCUCACUCUCCCCUGCCCCAAAGGACCGUGAAGUCAUUAGAGCAUGAACGGGAGAAGCCACAUUUAAGUUCUGUUAAAGUGACACCUUCAGAUGUAAGACAAGAGAAGUCAAGUUUUGAACUUUCUCUCUUCCAUUGUAUUUGUCUUCUUCAGGUCUUUGACAUGCUCUGCAUGUUUAUUGGUGUUGUCUGUUGAUUCGAGUCUUUUGUCGUUAGC